AUGUCGUUCGGAUUCAGUGUCAGCGAUUUUUUACUCCUGCUGAAGAUGACCAAAGGAGUCUACAAUGCCUGCAAGGAUGGGCCAAAAGAAUAUCAAGAGAUCAGUCGAGAGGCCAUGUCCUUUUACACCGUUUUGGAAUCCCUCAAGAACGACGUGAAUGAGGCAGACUCGUUGCUAAAUAGGAGGGGAUCAGGCCGAUGUCAUGAGCUCCGGCAGGUUAUAUCACAUUGUGAAGAAGCUUUCCGAGAGCUCCAAGCCCUGGUCGACAAGCACAGCCGCUUAGACGCGGAGGGUCAUCGCAGGAUAUGGGAAAGCUACCAAGUCGGAUCUGCAGACCUCGGCAAUGUUCGAGGGAAGCUCACCUUUUAUGUGUCAGUAAUUGGCAUAUUCAUGGACAGUCUUGGGGCCUCCGCCAUGGAAAGAAUCGAAAGGAAACUCGACAAGCUAUUUGCAAAGGUCAUGGAAGCAGACACAUACGACGAUCCCGCGAAAAGCACCACCUCCUUAAGUUCAACCAUCUCACUUCUUUCCAUUCGCCACUCAGAAAAGGAAGACGACGUCUGGGACCUUAUACGGCAUGAACUCCAGGCUGAAGGCAUAGAUCUAAGCACAUUGGAAGCGUACAAACCCGAUAUCGUCAACUACCUCAAAAGUCUUGUAGAAAAGACUGAUAUUGAGAGGCUACAGUCUGCUCGGCCCGGUAAUGACCACAAUGUUCUUUCUAUACAGCCUGACCAAGCCCUUCUACAGAAAACAACAGCUCAGACUGCCGUUGACGAGCCCCAGCUCAGACAUAAUGAGCGACCCACAAUAUUAAUGCCGUCCAGACGAGAUACUCAAACGUUCGAGUUCUUUGGGGAACAGAAGAAAGCGAGUAUUCAGAUUUGGUACACUUAUCGUGCCCAACUCGGAUUGUAUCGGAACAAGCCAGUCUGUUUUAUUGGUAUCGAAGCCAACGUGGAGGAAAAGGUCAAUGGCCCUAGAAUCAACAUGUAUCGAUCACAAUUUUCGUUUUCCCUUAAAAAUAGGGACCCCACUCAAACUGGUUCAAUCUGGCAGCAUUCUACGCCUUUGAGUCAGGAGAACCGGACCGAUGGCUCCAACGAGUAUGUGCUAUGGCGUGAAGGAAUACCAUUUGACGACAGAGAUACCUAUUAUUUCAAGACCUAUCGUGACGUGGAAUCGCGGCUUCCACCUCUUCACGUGGGAUUUAUGCUAGCAGGGAUUCCCGAAUUCCCUUUAAGAAUACGCUUCGCGACUGCGUUGUACUUUGAGCGAUUGACAUCAUCGUUUGGUAAACUGAUCUCGUGGCUGAACUCUCAGCAGCUACUCGUGGGCAGUGCGUGGAUAGAUCCUCCCCAAUCAGACCUCGUCAUUACAGAGGGUCAAUCUGAUCUUCCUAUUCCACGAGCCUUAGGCCCGUUUAAGCCAGACCCCCUACGAUCGUUUAUGAUCCUACUUCCUUCAGUAAAUGAGAACGGCUGA
Molecule: messenger RNA, 1485 nt
Organism: Endocarpon pusillum Z07020
Lineage: Eukaryota; Fungi; Ascomycota; Eurotiomycetes; Verrucariales; Verrucariaceae
Exons: 1
Coding region: 1-1485 (494 amino acids)
Source: RefSeq, a predicted model, not a curated record